Messenger RNA from Pocillopora meandrina, 534 nucleotides. NCBI's taxonomy places the organism in Eukaryota, Metazoa, Cnidaria, Anthozoa, Scleractinia, Pocilloporidae. The record is from the annotation of a GenBank genome assembly.
AUGCCUUCGUUCUGCUGCGUACCCAACUGCAAUCAGAAAGGUUACACAUCGUCAUUAGGAGAAAAGGUUUCUUUCUUUAACUUUCCUAAAGCGCCUCUGAUAAGAAAACAGUGGAUACACCCAAUCCGUCGAGAGGAAGGCAAGGCCUUCGUCAUAACAGAGCGUACGAAAGUCUGUUCACUACAUUUCAGGUCAGAAGACCUUAGGAAAUCUAUCAACGGACGGAUUUAUAUCAAGGAAGGCGGUGUUCCUUCAAAAUUUGACUGGUUAGGACCUUCUCCGAAAAAAAGAAAGGCCCCGAUUGAACGGCAACCGCUGCCUGCGAAGAAACAACUGCUCGCCGAAGACAACUCUCGUCGCUCUGAUCAGUCUGCGUCUGUAAACAGUGAAGCGCAAGAAACCGUCGAGAUGUCCGCCUGUGAGUCAAGUACAAGCUUCGAAGAUGACACAUGUAAAACCCCAGAUUUAGAAAGACAAAUCGCCGAGCAAAGCACAAAGAUCGGCGAACUAGAAGAGAAAUUAAAGCAGGCAUAA